Spinacia oleracea (spinach) is the source of this 720-nucleotide messenger RNA. RefSeq names its product pre-mRNA-splicing factor CWC22-like. Lineage: Eukaryota; Viridiplantae; Streptophyta; Magnoliopsida; Caryophyllales; Amaranthaceae. Gene Ontology annotation, biological process: mRNA splicing, via spliceosome. Gene Ontology annotation, molecular function: RNA binding. The transcript has 4 exons. Gene Ontology annotation, cellular component: catalytic step 2 spliceosome. The record is from RefSeq and is a predicted model, not a curated record. Bases 1 to 678 code for a protein of 225 amino acids.
AUGACGUCUUCAGCCGGAUUUCAAGCCGCGUUCUCAGCAAACUCUGGCUCUGAGGUGGAUGACUCGGCGGCGACUCAUCUUGGGUGCGGUGGAAGUGGGGCUGAGUUUUGGGGGGAUUCUGUUGAGUCGACUCAGACCGAAUUGGUCCCGGGUUACACCGCCAUAACAACAACAGCAACAAUGGCGGGAGUUUGUCGCUUUCUUUGCUUCGCCAAAAGGUUUGUGUUAGAAUUUGGUUUGAUUUUUGAUGAGUAUGCAGUUGGUGUUAUGAUCGUUGAUCAAGUAGGCUGUUUGUUGAUAUGCAAUCCUCACAAAGUUGUAGCCCAGAGUAGACCAAAUGAUGAUGAUGAGGACGAUGAUGAAGACGACGAAGACGAUGAAGAGCAACAAAUGCAGAUAAAAGAUGAAACAGAAACCAACCUUAUAAAUCUCCGAAGAACUAUAUAUUUAACAAUUAUGUCCAGUGUAGAUUUUGAAGAAGCUGGCCACAAAUUGCUGAAAAUCAAACUUGAGCCUGGGCAAGAGAUGGAGUUGAAUAUAAUAUUAUUGGAGUGCUGCAGCCAGGAGAGGACAUAUCUCAGAUAUUAUGGUCUGUUAGGCCAAAGGUUUUGUAUGCUCAACAGAGUGUAUCAGGAGAAUUUUGAAAAGUUUGAUUUUCCCAAGUUGAUUUUCGGAUAAUUGCAUGUUUUUUGGGUUGAUUGUUCCUGGGAAGAAGAGAGA